AUGGCUCGAGACGAGAAAGAGGGCACCGGGCUCCUCGGCGCCGAACAAGACGACUACCAAGAGCGCUUCCGCAAGUCAUACGAAGCUCGUGCAUCCUCAGAUCUAGAAUCGGACCUCGAUGCGACCGAAUUCCUACAAUCAGACCCAUUGACCGCAACCAAGGGCUCCUAUACGGCCGCAUACCAAACACAGCCUCGCAGUCGGUGGUUACGACAGCCAUGCGGCUGCUGUGCUGGCAGAUCAAGAAAAUGUAUAUGGUCAUGCCUGGGUGUGUUGGCCCUCGUGUUUCUGGCUCUUGGAUCGGGCGGCUUCUUUGCCUACAAGAAAUACACCAGUCCUCAAGAUGGGCUUUCUCCGCCGUGGUACCCGACUCCGAAAGGUGGAACGGCACGAAACUGGGCAGACAGCUACAGGAAGGCCAGUGAAAUGGUCACCAAGAUGACGCUUCCGGAGAAGGUCAAUAUCACGACGGGCACUGGUUGGAUGAUGGGUCCAGCCGUUGGCAACACUGGACCUGCUGUCAAUGUCGGCUUCCCGUCCCUAGCCUUGCAAGAUGGGCCACUCGGUAUACGAUUCGCAGACAACGCCACGGCCUUCCCAGCAGGAAUCACCGUGGGAGCGACAUGGAACAAAGAUCUAAUGUACAAAUGGGGAAAUGUCCAUGCUAUCGAGGCGAGGAAGAAGGGUAUCAAUGCCAUCCUCGGUCCUUGCAUAGGUCCACUCGGCCGUAUGCCCGCUGGCGGGAGGAACUGGGAGGGCUUUGGCGCGGAUCCAUAUCUACAAGGUAUCGCCGCGUAUCAGUCGAUCAAGGGCAUCCAGGAUGAGGGUGUCAUGGCGACCAUCAAACAUCUUGUUGCCAAUGAGCAGGAGCAUUUCCGGCAAUCCUGGGAAUGGGGGCUGCCAAACGCCAUCUCGAGCAACAUUGACGAUCGAACCAUGCACGAACUUUACUUGUGGCCAUUCCAGGACUCAAUCAAGGCCGGCGUCGCCAGUAUCAUGUGCAGCUACAAUCAAAUCAACAACUCUUAUGCUUGUGGCAACUCCAAGAUUCUAAACGGCAUAAUCAAGGAUGAGAUGGGUUUCCAGGGAUUUGUCAUGAGUGACUGGCUUGCCCAGCGUGGAGGCGUAUCGAGCGCUCUGGCUGGUCUGGAUAUGACCAUGCCAGGUGAUGGCUUGUUUUGGGCAGAUGGCAAGUCGCUAUGGGGACCUGAGCUUACCAAGUCUAUUCUGAAUGGUUCUUUACCCGUCGAGAGGCUCAACGACAUGGUGACCCGUAUUGUCGCCUCUUGGUAUCAGCUCGGGCAGGAUGAUACGGAGAGAUUCGAUCCCGACGGUCCCAACUUUUCCUCCUGGACAAACGAAGAAGUCGGAGUUGAAGCGCCUGGUAGCCCUACUGAUCAGGAGACGACGGUUGUCAAUGAGUUCGUCAAUGUAAUGGGCAAUCAUUCUGCUUUGGCACGACAGAUAGCUGCAGAAGGCAUUGUUCUUCUCAAGAAUGAGCAGAUUCUACCCAUCGAUCGUCAUGGCAACACCGACAUGAAGCUCAGAAAGAAGCACACUGGACAUGUGCGCAUCGGCAUCUUUGGCGAUGAUGCUGGACCAAACCCCAACGGACCCAACGGAUGCAAAGACCGUGGCUGCAACGAGGGCACCCUUGCCAUGGGAUGGGGCUCCGGUGCUGUCGAGCUGCCGUACCUUGUUACGCCCAUUGACGUUCUCGGCAGCGGCUGGGAUAAGGAAAAGGUCGAGGUUUCGUCUUGGCUUACGAACACGCCACCCUUCAAAGAACAACCUGAUAUUCUAAAUAACCAGGACAUUUGCAUCGUCUUUGCAAACGCCGAUUCGGGAGAGGGUUUCGUGAGUUGGAGCAACGUCAAGGGAGAUCGUCCAGAUCUGAAUCUGCAAAAAGGCGGCGAUGAUCUGAUUGUGUCGGUGGCGAAUGGCUGUGGAGGCGGAACCGGCGAGACCAUCGUGGUCCUCCACACCGUUGGGCCAGUCUUGAUGGAGCAGUGGAUUGACCUUCCGGGUGUCAAGGCGGUCUUGCUCGCCAAUCUUCCUGGCCAAGAAAGUGGCAAUGCCCUGGCAGAUGUGAUUUUUGGCGAUGUCAACCCUAGUGGACGCUUACCUUGGACCAUCGGUCGCAGUCUCGAUGACUAUGGCGAUGGUGCUAAGAUCAUGUAUUUGCCCAACGGCGUGGUUCCGCAACAAGAUUUCACCGAGGGUCUCUACGUUGAUUAUCGGCACUUUGACAAGAAGGACGUCAAGCCCAGGUUCGAAUUCGGCUUUGGUUUGAGCUAUACUACCUUCGAGUUCAGCAUUCCCGAUCUUGUUGAGCUUAAACCAAAGAGCGCAUAUCCAACGCCUCGACCGAGAGAUUUUGCGAUGCCACCUGAGUACGAUACGAGCAUCCCCGACGAGAAUGAGGCGCUGUUCCCUGCCGGGUUCAGAAAGCUCGAAAAGUUUGUCUAUCCAUACCUCGACACGGUGGAUGAAAUGGUGGCGGUCACAGACAAGUAUCCGUACCCCGAUGGUUAUGAUGUGCAGCAGCCUCUUUCUCCAGCUGGUGGUGACGAAGGCGGCAAUCCCGACCUGUGGGAAACGUACGUUUCCAUUACCACCAAUGUGACCAACACUGGUGCAAAUGAUGGUCAGGUGGUUACUCAGCUCUACCUGAUUUAUCCUGCCGAGGCAUCCAAGACUGAAGGCGUUGACUUUCCCAUCAAGGUGCUCAGAGGGUUUGAGAAGACGCUCAUAAAGCAACGGGAGACUGUUAGUGUCACAUUCAACGUGACACGCCGAGACUUGAGUUAUUGGGAUGUCAAGGCACAGAACUGGAAAAUGAUUACAGAAGGAAAGUAUGGAUUUGUAAUUGGAACGAGUUCAAAGUACCUGCACAGAGCAGCAGAGUGGUAA
Molecule: messenger RNA, 2913 nt
Organism: Pestalotiopsis fici W106-1
Lineage: Eukaryota; Fungi; Ascomycota; Sordariomycetes; Amphisphaeriales; Sporocadaceae
Product: beta-glucosidase E
Exons: 1
Coding region: 1-2913 (970 amino acids)
Biological process (GO): glucan catabolic process
Molecular function (GO): beta-glucosidase activity
Source: RefSeq, a predicted model, not a curated record